Messenger RNA from Neospora caninum, 1284 nucleotides. RefSeq lists its product as hypothetical. NCBI's taxonomy places the organism in Eukaryota, Apicomplexa, Conoidasida, Eucoccidiorida, Sarcocystidae. The coding region runs from base 1 to 1284 and encodes 427 amino acids. The transcript is spliced from 9 exons. The record is from RefSeq and is a predicted model, not a curated record.
AUGGAGUCAUACGGGAAGGGUGGCGCUCGCGGGUCUUUUGCCCCUCCAUUUUCAGCAAAGCGAGCAGUAUCGCAGUCUGGCGGCUCUUCUCAAUGUCUGCAUCAAAAAGCCUCAAUAACUCAUCAUGCUGGAAGAGAUGUUCUGGAAAGCUGUGCUGGGGGAGCGGCAGCCGAAAAUUUAGAACCACGUUGCAUCUCGUCCGCACCCCAAACGGAGGCUUUCGAAGCACUCUAUGAAAUAUCAUUUGGAGGAACACUGGUUCACCGAUACUUGAAGAUUCGUUUCCAUGAAAGACACGCCACCGAGUGCCUUGCAGUGCUUCGAGAUUCUACGCAGGUUGCUCGGCUAAUGGUUCUCCUGGGGGAAUCCAGGAUCAUGGCUUGCCCUGUAGAUGCAAACACAAUUUUGAUGGCUUACAGGACAGAUCCUUUGAAAACUCAGGAAGAUUUUAAUUCUUUCUGGUUCUUCCAGCACGGAUACAAACUUCCUUCCGAGGCAACCAAAACCAUCGUUAAGGUCUCGUUUGGCUACCUGACACUUCACUACCCUGUUGGCUGCUGUUGGCGGUCAAAACUGAUCGAGCUGCCUCAUGUUACCAACGACGUCCGGCGGAUCAUUGCAACGAAAGUUUUCAAGACGUGUGCCGACCUGCAAGUGAUUGAAGAUGCUUCACUCAAGCUUCUUUCCGUUCGCCAGUCGCUUCGUGUAUCUGCGGCCUGUCUACAGCACGCGAGAGAUUUACUCCGAACCAUAAAGCCGACGCCAGAGUCAGAAGUAACGGGGACAGGGAAGAUCACGUGGGAGCGAGACGGAGAAAUAUGUGAUCUAGAAAAUCAAAGUCAAGUGGACGCCCUCGAUAAGCUUAACAUGAAGUUGGAACAUCGCCGGCGAGCUCCCAUUGUUCUUCCAGUCCGACCACCGGAAAACUGUCUCAUCCCGCGGGAUCGAUCCGACUGCGAUGCCUCUUCGGUUAAUGUUAUAGAACAACUUAAUAGUUUCAAGUUCUCGGAGGGCGACAGAACUGCGUCGGAUGCCGCUAGUUUCAAAAAAAUCUCUGUAUCUGCUUCAGGCAGAAAACGGAUACGGAGAGUUUUGCCCCCCCCCGCAACAUACAGUGCUGGCCACCAAACAAAUUAUCGUUCAAUCGACAGCGCUAACAACCGUACGUCACUCACGCACCACAGUCGGUGUCGCUGCAAAGCAUUUCCCUUCUUCACUAGGAAUGUACUUAGCCAUAACCGGUACAACAGAGGUCUUUCGUCCCACGGACACGGAUGCUUCUGA